Messenger RNA from Paramacrobiotus metropolitanus, 10050 nucleotides. RefSeq names its product protein dachsous-like. Gene Ontology annotation, molecular function: calcium ion binding. The record is from RefSeq and is a predicted model, not a curated record. Gene Ontology annotation, biological process: homophilic cell-cell adhesion. Gene Ontology annotation, cellular component: plasma membrane; cell-cell junction. NCBI's taxonomy places the organism in Eukaryota, Metazoa, Tardigrada, Eutardigrada, Parachela, Macrobiotidae.
UCAAAUGUAAAAAUCGGGUGGCAGCAUUUUAAACUUAAAGCAGCAUUGUUGCAGCUUACAGCGUUAACAAAAUAAGUUCCGCUUUGUCUUCACAUAUGUUCCGGCAAGAAACUCGAUAGAAUUCGAAUAAGUACGCUAUUUUAUCGCCUAAAAUUUUAUUUUCGGCAUCGACCUCGUUCAAUGGACUGUUUUCACCACGGCAAGCUACACAGCCGAUUACUCAAGAAUGCUCUUUGAUCCACGACUGGAAAAACGGCUGUUUGCGCCUGUUGAGAUGGAGCAUUGUCGUGUUUGGCCUAGAGUAAAAUUAUCUCAGCAGUUGAUUAGUGAUGCUUGAGCAGGAAUGCCAACACAAUGGUUAGCGGCGUCAAAACAAUGUGGACGUUAUUUAUAUUUGCCGGCCUCUUGCCGGUUGUGUGUUACGCGGACGUUACACAGAAUUUCCUGGUGGACGAAGGAGUACCGCCGGAUGUCGUAAUUGGUAUGCUAAGCGCUCCCAGCGGAUCACACGAUGCCUAUCCGCCGCCACCCUACAUCAUCAUGGCCGAUCAGGAGACUGUCGGCAGUGAUUUGUUCAUUAACGAGAAUACCGGUGAAAUUAGGACAAAAAUCACAAUGGACCGCGAAGUGACAGAUUUUUAUUCUUUUAUGGCCGUUCCAUUGUCGGGUGGGCCGAAUAUUCGGGUGCGCAUUGCCGUACAGGAUGUGAAUGACCACUCACCCACCUUCAAGUCCGAUGGGGUUAAUAUUGAAUUCUCCGAAUCGCAGCCGCGCGAUACACGCCGGAGUCUGCCGCCCGCAUACGACCAGGAUGUGGGCAUUAACAGUACACAGCGUUAUGAGAUUGUGUCAGGUAAUAUUAAUCAAGUCUUCCGGUUAUCCUCGCGGCGCGGUCGCGACGGUACACUAUAUCUGGAUCUGGAAAUUAACGGAGUUUUGGACCGUGAAACGGUGGAGAAUUAUCUCUUGACCGUUGAAGCGUACGACGGUGGGAAUCCGCCGCAGACGGGCCGCCUGAAAGUGAACAUCACUCUACUGGAUGAUAACGACAAUCAGCCGUUAUUUAGCGAGAGCCGCUAUUACGCCAGUGUUCUGGAGAAUGCCACCGUGGGGACGGAACUGUUGCGAGUGGAAGCGACAGAUGCGGAUGCGGGACGGAAUGGCCAGGUUUCAUAUUCGAUUAAUCGCCGGCUAAGUGAUGGGGAACAUAUUUUCACAGUCAAUUCCCAGUCGGGGGUGGUCAGUCUUAAUAAGGCGCUAAAUUAUGAAGAACGCUCGGCUUACGAACUGGUCAUCACGGCCCGGGACAAUGGCACGCAGCCGCUGGAGUCUUCGGCCUUUGUCUACAUCGACGUGCUGAACGUCAACGACCAGCCGCCGCGGAUCGACGUGGUUUUUCUGAACAACGCCAGUGGGUUUGUGGCGGAAAAUGUCCCAGUGGGAGAAUUUAUUGCGCGCGUAUCAGUUGUCGAUGAAGAUGCGGUGCCCGGGGAUUCUAAAAUUCUUUUGAAUAUGACAGGCGAUAUGGACAAAUUCGAUCUACUGUCAGAAACAGCAUCAGUUUUCAUGAUUCGCGUCAAGAGCGGCCUAGAUUAUGAGGCGCAGAGCAAUUACACGUUAUCCCUCGUCGCCUCUGACGGCGGCAUUCCACCGUUGUUGAGUGAAAAAUUUGUUAGCCUAUUAGUCCACGAUGUAAAUGAUAAUGCGCCUGUUUUCGAUAAAUCUGUCUAUCAAGUCGAGACGUCGGAAACUGUGGACAACGGCACGGUGUUGCUGCACGUGUCAGCUGACGAUGUCGACAGCGGGGACAAUGCCCGCGUGGAGUAUUUUUUAUUAGAUCCCGCUGAUGCUAAAAAGAUCCGUAUUGACCCCACCACAGGUAUAAUCCAGUCGGCAAUGGCGUGGGAUUGUGGAACGGCCAACAUGGACAUUGUAAUCGGCGCUCGUGACCACGGAAAGCCGGUCUUAUCUUCGACAGCUGCUGUCCGACUGGUGUUCCGCUCCGACGACGACACCGCGCCCGUCUUCCACCGGCACUGGUACAAUGUGUCUCUUCGGGCGGAAGAUGCUCGUAUUGGCAAUUGUUUUCUUAAGAUCGAAGCCAAUGAUUCGGGAUGUUCAACCAUUGGAAAAAUUCAUUACGGUUUUCAUGCUUCAUGGACGGAUGAUUAUUUUCGGAUUAAUCCUGAUACAGGAGAGAUCUGUGUCUUCCGCAGCUUGGACCAUGUCCCUACGUCUGUGAUACAGUUUGCUGUGCAAGCUUCAGGACAAGGCAGUGUCAGCACGACUGCAUUCGUGCAAAUCCACAUGCCUCCUGUUAGCAUGUUCAAAAGUAAUUACUUCAUCGCGGAUAAAUUUGUUGUGAGCAUUCACAAUUCCCUACCUAUUGGAGCCCAUGUGGUGCAGCUGAACCCCUUCGACAAUGCCGCGUCCAAGGAUAGCGCACAAGAGCUCACUUUUGUGUACUCAUUGGCGUCUGGUAAUGAUUACGGACUCUUUCAAAUCACUCCAGCAUCAGGCUUGAUACAAACCGUCAAACUGCUACAUGAUCACAUUGGCCAACAUCGACUGCUGGUUAAUGUCGAUGAGACAUCCGGUAAACUGCCCAUUGCCCAGCUUGAAGUGCUCAUCAAAGUGGAUACCCAAGUGUCCUACUUUACGACGAAAGUGUACAAGUUUAGUGUACCGGAAGAUGCGGCAGUUCAUACCAGCAUCGGGACAGUUGCAGCAGCGUCGCAGUAUUCUGGAAAAAUCAAAUUUUUUAUGGGGCCUCCUGGAUCCAGCUUGUUCGAAGUGGACCCGGUUAGCGGGGUUAUCCGCACAAUUGCUUUUUUGGACCGAGAAAUGCAAGCUUUUCAUGUUAUUAACAUUGUUGCACGGUCUGCUGACCAGUCGAGCGAAGACAGCUGCCAGGUGAUUAUUUCCGUUAACGAUGUGGACGACAAUGGUCCAGCGUUUCGCAACAGUGAAGUGACACUGCACGUGCCGGAGAGCGCUCCAACAGGUGACGUGAUUUUCCAGGCCAUCGCUUCCGACCGCGAUGCGCACCACAGGCAGCCACUACACUACCGACUGGCGUCCGGCAGUAAUCAGGACCACUUCCAUCUGGAUGUGAAUACAGGAAUAUUGACCAUCAACAAACCACUCGAUUAUGAGAACACUUCUGUCCAUGAAAUUAUUAUCCAUGCAACGGAAACACUUGUGCCAGCUCCUAAACGAGCUGCUCUCCGCGUGCGUAUCCAUGUUCUUGACCGCAAUGACCACAGCCCAGUUUUUCAGCAAGCCUUGUAUCGAAUCGAAAUCCCUGAGUCACAGGCGGUGGAUGAUGUUAUUGUGCAAGUCAAGGCCACUGACGCCGAUGCUGGCAAGAGUGGUAGAAUUACGUACCAAAUUGAUGGAUCCUCUAACGUUGAACACUUAUUCGGUAUUUACCCGGAUACGGGGGAAGUGUUCCUGCGCCAGCAACUGGACCGUGAACUUCAAGACAUCUACACUUUUUGGGUCCAAGCAAUUGAUCAGGGCAAACCCCCAUUCAAAGCGAUCACAACCGUAAAAGUUACCGUUACCGAUGUAAACGACAACAACCCAAUUUUUAGCCUCUCCAUGUAUAAUUUUUCCGUGUUUGAGAACGCCAAACAAGAUAGUUUCGUGGGGAAAGUUCAAGCGAAUGAUGCCGAUUUCGGGAAAAACAGCCAUAUCGUGUACGGAUGGAAGUGCAAUGAUUCGGCGUUUCGCAUAGAUUCGAAAACCGGUGAAAUUUUUGCGAAAAAGGCUCUGGAUCGAGAAGAAUUAGCGGUGCACUCGUGCACAGUCACGGCACUAGACAUGGGGCAACCGGCACGCGAGUCUUCGGCGACAGUAGCAAUUGCGGUGGGCGAUGUGAACGAUCACUCACCGGUCUUUGUGGUCCCGAUUGAUGAUGUUAUUUGGGUAUCUGAAGGUGAACCGGAAGGAACUGAAAUUCUCAAAGUCAUAGCGAAAGAUGCCGAUGAUGGCGAGAAUGCUCGAAUUGUUUUUUCCCUUGCUUCCGACGAGGACUCCCGGACAUUCUCCAUUCAUCCCUCCUCCGGCACCAUCCGCAACCAAAUGGUUCUGGACCAUGAGAAGCAGUCAGUUUUCCACCUGACUGUCAUCGCGACCGACCGCGGCAUUCCCCCAAGAUCGACAAGCAAGCCCCUCACUAUCAAUGUGGCAGACAUCAAUGACCACCGACCGACGUUCUCCACCUCGGUCAUGACCAUCGAGAUAACCGAGGGGACUCCAGCCGGCACGGAAAUCGGUUCGGUGCAGGCCAGCGAUGCCGAUUCCGGUGAGAACGGUCGGAUUUUGUACUCCAUCAUCCGCGGGAACGUCUUUGGAGCAUUCGAGAUUGGGCGUACAUCGGGUAAACUGUUCACCGCCCGGGAAGUGGACUACGAACUGACGGCGUCGUAUAUGCUGCGUAUUCGUGCCGUAGACAGCAGCACACAGAAACCACGAAGUAGCUUGCUAGUGGUCAACAUUAUUGUCAUUGACGUCAAUGACUGUGCGCCAAAGUUUACCACAGAAUCAUGCUUGUUUUCCAUCCCGGAAAAUAUCCCCAUUGGAACGAAUGUGUGGAAUUUCACCGCAACGGACGGUGAUGCGGGGUCAUUUGGACAGGUGUUCUAUGAAAUUCCGUACCAGUUUCCCCAAGCGGUGUUCGAUAUUCAUCCGGUGACGGGCAUGCUAACGGUUGACGAAAAAGUGGAUUUUGAACGAAAUAAAGAAUUCAACUUUAUUGUUACGGCAUCCGACAGGGAUCCGGUUAAGAACCGAAGGAAAAAUACCAACUUGAAAUGCCGGGUGCUGGUGGAGGACGAAAAUGAUUACGCACCCAAGUUUGUUUCCCGGAAUUACGUUAGAAUAUCAGAGCGAGUGGACGAAGGCUAUCCGGUGACGCAAAUGGUGGCGUUGGAUGAAGAUUCGUACCGGAAUGGGAAUGUCACGUAUGAGAUUACUCGAGGCAAUGAGGAUCACGUUUUUGCUUUGGAUCCGGAGAGCGGAUUGAUAACCGUCAAUCGAACUUAUCCAAAUCUGAAAGCCCGCUCAUAUUCUCUAACGAUAAUUGCCACCGAUAAUGGCACUCCUCGACUGGCCACAAUGCACACCCUGACAAUUGAAAUCGAUUCACUUGGUGGAAAAUUCAAUAUUUUCAAUCAGUCACUGUAUGAAAUCUUUAUCAGAGAAGACACGGAUGUCGGCACCAAGAUUCUGCAGUUUCCGGGCAGCGACAAGUGGAGCAAUGGAAUUCGGUUUAAUGUUCCCGAAGAAUUCCUGUAUGAAAAGUUUAAUGUGGACCCAAAAACUGGCGACUUAACUGUAGUUAAGCCUCUCGAUCGGGAAACUAAAGACGUUUACAGCAUGAACAUUUACGCGUCCAACAAAAGCAAUCCCCAUCAAUACGAUUUCGCCACCAUCGUAAUAGAGCUUCUGGACGUCAACGACAACGCUCCCAGCUUCCAAGACACGUGCCAUGGCCUCUCCGUACCCGAGAACAAAGAAUUCGGCCCCAUUCAUAAAUUCAUCGCGAAGGAUGCGGAUCUGGAGGAAGGUGGGAAGAUCACAUACCGUAUCGAGAGCAACGAAGCCAAUCCGAAAUUCUACAUCCAUCCACGAGAUGGUGAACUUUCCGCAAAGUCCCUGGAUCGAGAGGAAAACGCAGAAUACACUUUGGUGGUCGUUGCCGAAGAUCAUGGCCGACCAAGUAAGCAGACUGUCUGUAAGAUCCAGAUUGCCGUACUGGACCGCAAUGAUAACGCCCCGGUAUUCACCACUUCAUCGUACCUGGUGCAUUUGUCGGAAAACGUCCCGAUUGGUUACACGGUUGCGAAAAUUAAAGCCACCGACAAGGAUGCCGGUGAGAAUGCUCGCGUAACGUAUUCCUUGCGGAACGACACUCUGGGAUUGCUGGCGAUUAACGAACUGACCGGCAUCGUUACCACCGCGAAAAUUUUUGAUUACGAAGAGCUGACCAACUACACCGUGGAAAUCCGGGCAACGGACAACGGGCCACUGCAGCAACUGACCAGCAGCUCCGUGCUGCAGAUUAUUGUGGAUGAUGUCAAUGAUAAUGAGCCGCAGUUCAACACGUAUCUGUUCGCGAUGAAGGUGCCGGAGAAUGUGGACGUUGGGCAACAGGUGGCACAAGUGUCAGCACAAGACAAGGACAGCGGGAAGAAUUCAGCGCUCAUGUAUAGUUUUGCGGUGCCGCAGCGAAAGUUCGAUAUCCAUCCCAACACGGGAGCGGUUACGGCCAAGCAGGGUCUGCGCGAGGGAAAUGCGUAUAGGAUGGCCGUUGUGGCUAAGGAUCAGGGAAAAGAUAUUCAGCAUUCUUCUAUCGGAAUGCUGGACAUUAUGGUCGGCGAUGCUGCUGUUCCACCUGUUCAACUGAAAUUUUCUAGUCCCGCUUAUUUCGCAUCUGUUCUGGAGAAUAGUCGAAUCGGAACUAACAUCGUCACGAUAAAAGCUACACGAACGGAUGGAAAGGACGACAAGCUGCUGUAUGCCAUUGCCGAUGGAAACACCGCCGGCGUGUUUGAUAUCAAUAAACGAACAGGAUUGGUAACCGUGCGCGAUAAUUCUGAUCUCGAUUUUGAGCGUCACAAAACUUUCAACUUGACGGUGUCUGCUGAAACGGAAUCGGGAGAAAAGUUGCAGUCGUUUACAAAAUUAACCAUUAGUCUCACCGAUGAAAACGACCAAGCUCCAGCGUGCAGUCAGAGCAAAUACAGCUCAUCGGUGUAUGAGGGAAACAAUAAAGGAACAUACGUAACGCAGCUGUACGCGUCAGAUGGGGAUUCGGGUGCCAAUAGUCGGCUGACGUUUGAGAUUAUUGACGGUAACCACGACGGGGCAUUCGUUAUUGACCCGCCAUACAGCGGAAUUGUUAAGACAAACAUGGUGCUUGACCGCGAAAUACACGACGCCUACCGGCUGGUUAUCGCGGUGAAGGAUGGCGGGAAGCCACAAAAGACCGGAUUGUGUACACUGAAAAUUAACAUUGGCGACAUGAAUGACAAUGAUCCAGUGUUUCCCAAUUAUGAUCGUAUUUUUGUAUCGGAAGGGGCAAGCGUGGGAAGCGUGAUAUUUACGGCAUCUGCGAACGACGUGGAUGUCAACUCUGAACUAUCGUACUCCUUGGUAGACAACGGGAAUGGUACAUUCUCCAUUGACGGCCGGAGUGGAAAGAUUACUUUAGCUGCUCCAUUGGACCGCGAACGGAAAAGCUCUUAUAUGCUGGUGCUGGAAGCCUACGAUCAAGUGCACCGAGCCACGACUAAUCUGACGGUUAUUGUUCGCGAUGAAAACGACAAUGCCCCGAGCUUUUCUAAGACCGACUACAGAGUCACCGUUCCGGAAAUGACACCGGCUGGAACGAAAAUCCUGUCCGCCCUAGCUAAAGACGCUGACCAAGGCACCAAUGCCAAAGUGCGCUAUUCCAUCAAAAUUGCCCCUGUUGACGGGUUUCGAAUUGAUGAGCAUUCAGGGGGACUGUACACUACGAAAACGGUUGUCUUCGAUCCCAGUCAGCCGCUUAUCCAACUAGUGGUGGUGGCCGAAGACCAGGGUAACCCCAAAUUAUCUUCGAUUGCCGCCGUCCAGAUCCAAGUGUCCAGUGUCAAUCGCAAUGCACCACUAUUUUCCCGCACUGUCUAUUCGGUCCAUGUAUCGGAAGAUGCUCCCAUUGGCCAAGAACUACUGCAAGUGUCCGCUCACGAUCCGGAUGCUGCCAAGAAUAUUCCUGUAACGUACUCUAUGAGCGGAGACGCUGACAGUGUUUUUCAACUGGACAGUCAGACCGGGAAGCUGAUCCUAAUAAAGCGUUUGGAUCGGGAAAACACUGCCAGUUAUGCACUGAAAGUUGUGGCUUCGGACUUGGAAAAGCCGGUGCGAAACACCACAGCGGAAGUCCUGAUCGCCGUUGAUGAUGUCAACGAUUGUGCUCCUCAAUUCAACGCUACGGAAUACAAAGCGUUGAUUAGUGAAGAUGUCAAAAAAGGGACGUUUGUGCUGCAAGUGAGAGCGGCUGAUUUCGAUCGAGGCGAAAAUGGAUCGGUGACGUACUCCAUUCUUUCUGGGAAUGAAGAAAAGCUUUUCAGUAUUAAUCCCAACAGCGGCAUCAUCGAAGUCAGUGGUGACUUGGACUACGACAACACAUCCGAGUACAAACUCUUUAUCCAAGCCCGCGACAACAAUGCGCUGACUCCGCAGUCAUCCGUGGCUCUGGCGACUAUCUAUCUGGAGGAUGCCAAUGACCACGUACCCGUUUUCCCCGUCAGCCGCUACAAGGAAUCGGUACCGGAAAAUUCUCCAGUGGGCACGGAGAUCUUCACAGCCCGUGCUCAUGAUCGUGACCGGGGCAUGCAUGGCAAAUUGCGCUAUUCUAUUACCAGCGGCGACGGAGCCAGUGCAUUCCAAAUUGACAGCGCCAGUGGAAAGGUAACGUCCAGCGGCGAACUGGAUUACGAGCGCAAACAGGUGUACAACUUUGUGGUAACUGCCACGGACAUUGCCGGCUCCCGGGCGGACGUCCAGGUAACAGUGAACAUUGAGAGCCGCGAUGAAUUUGAUCCGAAAUUCAGUCAGCCGCAGUACCGCUUCUAUAUUCCCCCGAUAUCGAAGAAAGGCGAUUUCGUCGGUCAGGUGUCGGCGACCGACCAGGACGCCGGUUCGGAUGGCCGCGUGGUGUACCAUUUCAAUCGGCCAUCGGAGCUGUUUAUAAUCAACGCCACAACAGGUAUAAUUUCUCUGGCGGAGGAUAUCCACAUUGAUAACACUUCUGUGGAAUCGGGUACGGUGGCCCCGAAACGACGAAGUGCUCGCUCCGUGCAGCCGGAAGACUCAGCCAUGGUGUUUGCCAGUUCGGGGAAAAAUAACUCCCGCACCGACGCUGCCAUUGUUACGGUGGUUUUCGGUGUGCCGCAGUUUGAGCCCGCCGUGGCUGGCUACACACCGGUUGUCAUGGGAAGCAUCGGUGGUGUGGCUGUUGUUCUGGUGAUUCUCUUUGUGCUGGGAAUGUACUGCUUUCGGCAGAAACGUCAAAAGCCAUGUCCCGAGCGCUAUGGAAGAGCGUUUGAUAUGUUGAGCUACACAACGUACAAUGGACAGCGAGAUCAAAACGCAGGACGGAUGCUUGAAGGGACCAACAAUCACUACCAUGAUCCAACCAAUGGUCCGUCCGAAAUUGGCUCCAGUGGGCGCGGUUCUGUGGAGGAUGAUCGUGUGAUGUUCGGCAGCCAAUUCUAUUCCGGCAUUCCGAAACCGCAACCUAACAGCUUCUUUCCGAAAAUGAUGCCCGACUCCGGCCUGCCGGAUUCGUUAGGGGAUUACGGUCAGAAAGCACCCCUUUCAUCUAGCAGCAACGACAACAGCCUUCACCGUUUUGAUAUGGAAGGCGGCUACGAAGCGGAUGGGCGUGAUAUGUUCUUGUGCACUUCGGAUCGGUCAUCCCACGGAUCAUCUAACCAGAGCGCCGCUAUGCGCUACGCACGGGACUACGAUUACGACUUUGACAUCAAGAACGGGAAUUUUGAUUAUCUGAAAUGGAUGCCGCCGUACUCGCCGAUGGCGGCGGUAUACGCGGAGAUUGCAGAAUUGCCGGAACAUCGCCACUCGCCGCCGAGUGUGUAUAAUCCAGCGCGCACCGAUUCCGCGCAAAAUAAAUCCUCAUCGUCUCCUUCGGUUAUGUUCUCGAAAAGCUCCAGUCAGACCACACUGCCAUGCAUGAUGCCGCAUUACUCCCACGGAGUCAAUCAUCCCGACCGGGAACAGGAGCACCGGCAUCCGGCUUAUCCAGUGCAGUACGCUGGCCGACGAUAAAAAUUAAUAGGACACAGCUUCGCUUUGUUGUUUUCUGGUUUACUCACCUGCGUUUGUGAUGUCGCUCAAUCUUCGACCAAAGUUUGUACAGCCAGCUAGCCAGUUGUUUUGUUGUUUUAUCGUUUCAUCUUUUUCGAUCAUCAUAGUCUGAUAUGACAACCUUGUUUUGUUAUUGAGUACACGGUUGACUCACUUUGUACACAAGAAUUA